Brassica napus (rape) is the source of this 2333-nucleotide messenger RNA. RefSeq lists its product as uncharacterized. Lineage: Eukaryota; Viridiplantae; Streptophyta; Magnoliopsida; Brassicales; Brassicaceae. The transcript is spliced from 2 exons. The record is from RefSeq and is a predicted model, not a curated record. Bases 1655 to 2143 code for a protein of 162 amino acids.
AUUAAUAUCUGAGUUAAUAAAGAAAAGAAUAGAAUAGAAUGUAAAAAAAAAAAAAAAUCCUCUGGCGAUUGGCGAUGGCGAUAGCAUUCAAGGCCAAGGGUAUCGAUGGCCAGCCAUGAAUGGGAACCGGGGGCUCGGGAGUUUCGCGUGAAUCGUACGAGAUUCAGUCGAAUUGAAAAGUAUGAGGGAUUUGAUGGAGAUUGAUAUGUUCAAAAUAUCAAUUUGAGAUCUAACGAGAUUUUGAAGACGGGGUUUUCGAUUGGAGAUCGGGAUGAAGUUAACAUAGAGGCAUCGUGGACAAGACCUGCAGAUCGGAAGAGGAUUCCUGAAGAUCAAUUACGAGAUCUACACUCUUUAAAACGAAAUCUCUGAUAAUGGCUUGGGGAAAAGUCAAUAUUAUGCAAUAUUAUGGCUUGGUCUCUGGAUACGGUUUCUAUAGAUGGUUCACGGGAUUGUAUGGAUACAUGUUGUGCGAUUGUGCGAAACAUGUUGGAAGGAUCUGGGUCAACUGGUUGGAGCGAAUGGUGAUGGGAAAAUUGGUGGAGGCAACCGAAAGAGGCUGAAGAUUUCUGUUCCACAUUUCGAUAACUCUGACCUCAUUAAGAGUUAUUCCAAAACCUUGAUCGGAAGGAGUAUGAAUCCAAGGAAGCAAGAUAUCUCGUCCUUGCUGGUGAUGCUACCAAAGAUAUGGAAAGUGGAGGAGAGGGUAGCAGGCACAGAUUUGGGAUUGGGAAAGUUUCAAUUCCACUUCGACAACCAUAUCAUUUCGACUUUUGGAUGAUAGCCUUGGACCGAUGGUAACUAAGGAUGGCGAGAGAUUUUCCUUCGGUGAUCCCAUUUUGGAUCAAGAUCGUAGACGUCCCCACAUAAUUCUGGUCAACCUCUACUUUUCAUAGCAUUGGUGAUGCGAUUGGUGAAACCACAGAUGUGGAUCUUUAUGAUGGUAAAAUGCGGGUACUUGUUGAUGGGCGCAAGGAAUUGUGUUUUGAUACAACGGUUGAGGUACUUGCAACUCUCAAGUAUGAUAAACUGUUUGGAUAUUGCUCGCUCUGUUCUAGUCUUUGCCAUGCUUUGGAGUAUUGCCCCUUGAAUCCGAAGAGUUUGCUUAAGAGGAAGGAGAUUAGAGAUGGAGUAGCGAAUCGAACCGAGGAUCGAGCAAGAAGUUACAAGGGAGUGGUGAUCAAUGAGGGAGGAAGCAAUCAAGAAGGUGAGAAGGAUGUCAAAAGUAUCAAGGAAAGGGUAAAGGAAAGAUGUAUGAGGAGCAAGACACGAAAUGGGAGAGGGUGACUGAUCGUGGAAACAAAAGACCAUAUUCAAACCGGUCUCACAACAAAAGUGAGGAAGGGAGUUGCAGAUGCCGGAGUUCUCGCUGGGAACAAUCAAGAAGGCCAUCUGAAGAGGAAAGAAUUCGAUACGCCCGACCUUCACGAGGGGAAAAAGUCCAUUAAGAGGGGAAAGAAGUCUGUUAUGGAAGGUAAGAGAAGACACACGUGAAGAAGGAGAAAUACGGAUAGAUGGAGAGGACAAGAUUACUGUGCAUCAGGAAGAGGAAAAAAACUUAGGAUCAAACAGCAAUGCAAGUCUUACGAAGGGAGUUACUCCACUGUUAGGCGACCAACGUGACUCUACUAAGGUAACUACGACUUUAGGAGAUAUGGGGAAUGGUUUGAUACUGGCUAGUGAAUCUUUAGGUGAUGUAACCACAACUCUAGAACAAUAUGGAGGAACAAAUGUAGGGGUGGAAUGGUCUCAAAAUGAGGAUGGAAUGGAAUUAGGUGAGGAUGAUCAUAAUUGGAAAGAGUCUGAUGAGAUAUUGGAAUUUGAGGAUGAAUUUCAGGAUCUUACGGAUGGUGAGGAUAAGAUAAUGACUCAGGAGGGAGCUACGGAAGCGACUGAAGAAAAUGCGCUUGUCAGAGAUACAGCCGACACAGAGGCACCUGCAAUGGAGAAGAAAGUUGCUCCCCGUAAACCACUAUUUUCAGGGAAUGUUGGUGUCCAUACAAAGAAGUUUACUCAAGUCCUAAUGUCGCCGCGUAAAUGUGUAGCUCCCAAGCAGACUGGCCGGAAGGGAGGAGGAGGCGGAGGUGCUAAGAAGAUGGAAGACAAGGGUCCCUUAAACCCUAAACAACUUCCUAAACCUUAAGCUUUAUGGAUAAGAGUUGUCUAUUAGAUUUAUAAUGGGAUUGCGGGAGGUUUUUUAUUUAUGGUAUUACUAAAAUAAGCUCUACGAGUAUCUUUUCUUUUUGGAAUACUUUGAUUUUGGGAGGGUUCUCAAUUUGGUCUGGUCUGUUUGUUUUCUUAAGGUUAUGGAAUAAAAAUGGUUGCUUUGGUUA